AUGGUAAUGACAAUUGAUGAUAUGGAUAUCCCGAGAAAGCCGAGUACCAUGACUCCCAUGAGAGCUCGGUCUCCUUCUAGACCUCCUCCACCUGAAAUUAAGGACGACGAUAGUAGCACACUGUCUGGGGAAGGAGACGAUUCCAAAAUGCCGAUGACUAUUGAUGAAAUGGAUAUCCCCAGAAAACCAAGUGCAGCAAGCCCAUCUCGGCCGCGGCAACCGCUGGUACCUUUGGCGGAUAGUGAUGAUAGUAGCACACUUCCUGCUGCAGAAGGCGAAGAUACUUAUGAGCCGGCUGGCAGAGGAGAGUCGAAAAUGAUUAUGACCAUUGACGACAUGGCUAUCCCAAGAAAGCCGAGUUCGAGUCCUCCAAGGCAACCGCUGGUACCACUGGCGGAUAGUGAUGAUAGUAGCACACUUCCCGCAGCGGAGGGAGAAGAUACUUAUGAGCCGGCAGGGAGAGGAGAUUCAAAAAUGAUUAUGACCAUUGAUGACAGGGCUAUCCCGAGAAAGCCGAGUUCGAGUCCGCCACGGAAACAGCUGGUACCGCUGGCGGAUAGCGAUGAUAGUAGCACACUUCCCGCAGCAGAGGGAGAAGAUACUUAUGAGCCAGCAGGGAGAGGAGAUUCCAAAAUGACAAUGACUAUUGAUGACAUGGCGAUCCCGAGAAAGCCGAGUUCUAAUACUCCCAUGAGACCGCUGGCUCCGCCGAGAGCACUGCCGCUGCCACAACUGUCGGACGAUGACAGCAGCACAUUGCCUGAGGAAGAGCCGAAAAGAGUAAUGACGAUUGAUGAUAUGACCAUCCCAAGAAAGCCGAGCUCUAUGCCGUCCAUGAGUCCUACGAGGGCCCGGUCGAGGUCCCCUGCUAGACCACGGACACCGCCACAGAUGAAGGAUGAUGAUAGUAGCACACUUCCUGGCGAGGGAGAAGAUACGUUCGAAAUACCAAAUAAUGAAGGGGAAUACAAAAUUGCUCAAAAAAUCCAACCACAAAACAAGAAAGCAGGUCGCGGACUUGUUUCCUUUUCUUUGUCUGGUGGGCCCUUGUUCAGUCCAAAGAGCAGAAAAUACAUGGAAAAGAUUCACGAUCCUACCAAUGACGAUGAUGUGAGUAGUUUGGAAGAGAGCAAUCGGUCCUUGGGCUUUGACAUGAGUGAUGACUUCCCAAUACCCGCCGUUCGAGGCAACACUACUGGUCUUGCGGCUCAAGCUGUUCCCUUGAGGCGGAGCCAAUUGGAAGAUGAAGAGAAUGGUGCUUUGGGCGAAGUGGGCGAUACGUUCGAUAUGGAAGAUGUCAAGCCAGCAAAAAAACGGGGUUUCAACUUGCGAGGCAACCGACGUGUUUCACGGAUGGGAAUAGGCAACAAAUCACCGAAGAAGUCACCCAAAAACUCUCGUUCACCCAAAAAUUCUCCAAAGAAAUCACCCAGUAAGGUCGACAGUGCCAAUGGCGAUUUUGUUGCUCGCAUGACUUCUGCUGAACUAAAAGCAAGAAGGAAGGAGCUAGAGUAUGGCGACGAUAGCAGUACCAUGGGGGGCUUGGGCGAUACACUAGAAUUGGUCGAAACCGAGCCGAAGAAAAAGCGAGUUUUCAACUUAAGGGGCAAUAAGCGUGUUUCACUGCUUGGAGGUUUUGGCAAAUCCAACAACGGUUCAAGUGACGACGAUGACGACGAAGAGGAAACGGAUGAAUUCAAUUUGGCUCCUUUGACUGCUGAAGCCAUGUCAAGACGACGAAAAGAGCUCGAGUAUGGCGACGAUAGCAGUACCGUAGGAGGGGAAGGUGACACACUCGAACCUGUUGAAGCGAAACCCAAGAGGGGGAUGUCCAAGAUGGUAUCUUUCAGCAUGAGUAGUGGACCUGCAUCAUUGAUCGGAAAACUCAGUCCCAAGAGAAACAAAAAGACCCUUGGUGGCCUCAAGGAAGGGGUUUCGGAUGACGAGAGCGACGACUUGCUUGGAGGUCUGUCCAGCAAAUCAAGAACCAUCAGUCACAGUGGAGUCAAUAUGGCAGGUGGCAUCGGAGUGGGAAAGGUUCCCAAUUCACCAAUGGUGCCUCCUUCCCCUAUUCAGGUGUCGAGAAGGCGCAAACCCAGGCGACGAGUGAAGCGAGGUGGAAUGGUCACAACACCGUCCUCCAUGAAUCUCGGGGAAGUAAUGUCCAAUCCAUUUACUACAGAGGAUAUGGAAGAAGUCAAUAGAGCCCAGUCUCGGCGAGGAAGUGUUUCAUCCGUUGUGUCUGCUAGCGAAUUGAGUCAAGAGACAGAUUUGCACAAGGCUCUUGCUGACGAGGACGCCACCAUGGAGCAACUGAACUACUUGCUACAAAACGAACCAGCGGCGGCCUCCAUCCACGACCACGACGGAAAACUACCACUUCAUAUUGUCGCAGAAAACGAACAACUACAUCUUAACCUGGGACAAGCGCUUGAUGACUUCAUUCUUGAAGACCUCAUUCAUCGGAAUCGACGGGCACUGAUCACUACAAAUUAUGCAGGAGAGUUCCCCUUUGUGGGAGGCAUUCGGGAAUGGGUUGAUAAUAUCAACGAAGUUGCAGAAAACAACAUACCGGAUUUGAGCACAUUUGAGAGCAAGAAAGCCGAAAGUCCGAAACCAAUGGGCGGAAGAAGGAGGAUGUCUUUAUUGGGCGCUUUCGGGGCUGGUCCCAAGGAACCAGACUCUGACGACUCCUCCGAACUCGCACUGGUCGCUCCCAAUAACGACGUGGAAGAUCCAGCGAAAAAGGAAGAGAUACUUCGGGAUUUGGCAGAACAUUUGAUUCCCUGGAAUGUUUUCAUCGAUGAUCUUGCUCUGUGGUCUAUUGAUAUGCUGUCCAUGUUAAUUGAACGAGAGCCACUGAAGGCUAUGUGGACCAUCAAGAUUGUUGACACCGUCGCGAGCAUUCCCUGCUUUCUCAAGACUGUGCUGUUGAUAGACGAUGAUGAGCAGCGGAAACAUGUGUUGCAAAGUCGUCUGUUGCAUGAAGUCAUGUUGCAUGAGAAAAGUAUGGGACCUUGGCUUGUUUACUUGAUCACCUCAGACGACGAGGUUGCCCAAGAUCGAGCUGUCAUGUAUUUGCAACUAAUGACUGUCAUUGAAGGUAAAAUGGCAGCCGCCCAUCGCUCGACUUUCAGCACAAGACUCUCUGGUGCUUUCAAGUCGGCUGAUAAUCAGUUUUUCGAGCGGAAGAACAAGGUCUACACCAAGGCGGCAGAAUUGCCAGGCAUCAUUCCAUCCUUCAUGCAAUUCAACUCAAGCAAUUUUUCCAAAUGCAGUACAUCAAGUAUUGUCCAAUUCAUUUUGGAUAAGAAGCUCUUCGAGCCAAAGUCUCUGACAGUCAUUCUCUUUGAUGUCUUUUUUCUAACAAUGGCAGUUGUCUUGUUCACUCUGUGUUCCAAUGAAGUCUUCAAGCUCAUUUCCAACAUGCGGUAUUCACCAAUGCUGACCUUUGCCGUGAAUCAAACGGCAUAUAAUCUGUGCGAAGAUGGAACCUUGGGUCGAGAUGACCAUACUUGUUUGUACUACAACGAAAAGCAGGCCAAUGGUGAUCCUUUCAACAUUGGGUCCGUCAGUCUGUUUCGGCCCACUUUUGACUGCGACUUGGAAUGCCAAAUUUGUAAAGGACUAGGCAACUUUGAAGGUGAUGCAACCAAGGGAGGCAGCAUCAUUGAGUACUCUGGAGAAGAAGCACUCAGCGAAGAAUUCCUCUUUACCUGUUAUGCCAUUGGCGACCGGUAUCCCAUUGACACCUUUUUGAUAUUUUGCGUCAUGGCUCUUUCCUUCAAUUGCUUGUACUUCAUGUCACGAAGUUUGGCCGCAUGGGGUCGUGUACCUCGCAAGUAUUUGGCGGCUCAGUUUUUCUUUGUUUUUACAGUGGUGGAUACAGUUUCGAUCAUUUUCCCCGUGGUUUUAGUCAUCAUUUUUUUGCUGUUUAUCUAUCAGACAGACAAAUACACUGGCAUCGGAGAUGGCAACUACGUCCCGUUGAAGAUAUAUGAAGUUUGGAUGUACGAAGCUGAAUGGUUAUCUGCUGCUUCAGCAGGAUGUGUGGGGUUCUUGUACCUCAAGAUUCUCAUGUAUUUCAAGGUUCUGAAUCAAUACACAGCAACCUUUAUUUUUGCUCUCGGGGAGGUUGUCAAGGAUAUCUUUUGGUUCUUUUGGAUCAUGGUCGUCAUCAUAUUCGCCUUCAGUCAAAUGUUUUACACCACGCUUUCUUGUAAAGAAGGAUUCUGCAAGGCCGACUUUGGUCAGUCCGAAUCUCCCUACAACUUCUUCAGCGACAGUCUCUUGAUCACGUACUCGAUUUUGCUUGGAGAAUUCGAUUUGGAGCAGUACAAUUCACCAUUCACGACCAUUCUCUUUGUAUUGUACACGUUUGGCAUUGUGAUUGUGGUGCUAAAUUUCUUGAUUGCCAUUGUGGGCGACUCCUUUGACAAGUCCAUGAUUAAGAUUGAGUCUCACUUUGGUCGAGCUCGAUUAAUGUUCAUGGUGGAAUUGAGUGCCUUUCAAUCGUACGCCAAGGUGCCCUUUCGAGUGAAGAAACAAAACUACCGCCGCUUUUUACUUGGCGGCAAUUGGAAGGGCUGCAUUUCCUACAUCAUACUUUCAGCUGGUCUGGUGUCUGGAUUCGUCCUGCUAAUCAUCAACAAGGACUUGGUGACCAAAAGUUCCACACCAGUGAUUGCCAUGAUUGGCGUCACUCUCGGAUUGAUGAUUCUUUCUCCCUUCAUUUGGAAGUUGGGCCUUGUUCGAUUCUUGGUGCAUUCCUCGUUGCUGUCUCCUGUUCGCAGGGGAGUUGGAAAACUCUUGAUUAUGUUUUUCCGGGUAAUUUUGGGUAAGAGUAUUCUAUCCGAGCGAUCCGAAAAGGACCAAAAGGAUUGGGGUGGUCGUUUGAAGCAUAUUGUUGGCGCAAUUGAUGAAAAGAUUCGAGAGUCUGAAGCCUUGACAUUGUCCACUAUUGCCGAGAAUGAUGAACGACAAAACCGAAUAAUUGAAAAGAUGGAGCUGCGAAUGGAAAACUUGGAAGAAGAUGUUUCCGAUAUGAAGAAGAUGCUAAUCAAGAUUCAAAAAAUGCUGGAAGAGCAGGGGUAG
Molecule: messenger RNA, 5094 nt
Organism: Cylindrotheca closterium
Lineage: Eukaryota; Bacillariophyta; Bacillariophyceae; Bacillariales; Bacillariaceae
Source: the annotation of a GenBank genome assembly